Molecule: messenger RNA, 1821 nt
Organism: Columba livia (rock pigeon)
Lineage: Eukaryota; Metazoa; Chordata; Aves; Columbiformes; Columbidae
Product: gastrula zinc finger protein XlCGF8.2DB-like
Exons: 2
Biological process (GO): regulation of transcription by RNA polymerase II
Molecular function (GO): DNA-binding transcription factor activity, RNA polymerase II-specific; RNA polymerase II cis-regulatory region sequence-specific DNA binding
Source: RefSeq, a predicted model, not a curated record
CAGAACUCCCUGGGCAGUGGCAGAGGCACCAGAGCCCUGUGCCAGCCGUCAGCCCCAGCAUGCAGAGGCAGUCCGAGGGGGUUCCCAAGGAGCUGCAGACACCCACCGCUCUGCUCCUGGGAAUGCCAAACCCGGGCAGGAGUCAGCAGGGGAGCUCUGCCUGUGACCAGCCCGGUGGGAUCCAGGGAGACCGUUUGGAGCACCCCCACCUCUCCCCACUCCCAGAGAACCAGUCAUUGGAGAAGAGCCCCCUCACGUGCCCCAAUUGUGACAAGCUAUUCAAGAGCCAGUCGGCGCUGGAUGUCCACGUGCAGAGCAACAUGUGUGAGCGUCCCUUCCACUGCACCGACUGUGGCAAGAGCUUCGCUUAGAGGUCAAAAAUGAUGAUACAGCAGUGCAUCCACACUGGGGAGAAGCCGUUUCCCUGCACCAGCUGCAGCAAGACCUUUUACCUGAGGCAUCACCUGGUGCGCCACCAGCAAAUCCACAGUGGGAAGAAGCCCUUCAUGUGCACUGAGUGUGGCAAGAGCUUUGUCCUUAGGCAGCACUUGGUGCGCCACCAGCACAUCCACUCUGGGGAGAAGCCCUUUCCCUACACCAAGUGCAGCAAGAGCUUCAGGGAUAAAACCUACCUCAUCAUCACCCAGCACAUCCACACUGGUGAAAAGCCUUUUCCCUGCACUGACUGAAGCAAGAGCUUUGUCCAAAGGCAGUACCUGCUGAUUCACCAGUGGAUGCACACCAGGGAGAAACCCUUCUCAUGCACCGACUGCGGCAAGAGCUUUGUCGAAAGGCAGCAACUGCUGAGUCACCAGCACAUCCAGACUGGGGAGAAGCCCUUCACCUGCACCGAGUGUGGCAAGAGCUUCAGCCAAAGGCAGCAGCUGCUGAGGCGUCAGCGCAUCCACAGCAUGGAGAAGGACUUCACCUGCUCCCACUGCCCCAAGACCUUCAGGAAGAAGAGGACCCUCAUCGUCCACGAGCGCAUCCACACAGGGGAGAAACCCUACAAGUAUGGCUAGAGUGGCAAGACCUUCAUGCGGAUGGGCCACCUGAAGAGACACCAUCAGGUGCACCAGGGCCCGGGACUUGUGCUGGAAGGUGUUCAGCAGAAGAGGGAGGGUCCUUCCCCAGCAGGGGGGCAGGCAGAGGCCAAGCCCUUCCAGUGCGGUGUCUGUGAGAAGCGGUUUUGGAAGGAGAGGCUCAUGCUGGCUCACCAGCGCACCCACGGCACCCCCAGCCUGCAGCCGCCUCCGCAGCCCGGCACCCCCUGAAUCUGCUGCUGAGGGGCCUGUGGGGUGCUGGGUCUGCUGUGGGGGGAUGUAAGGGCAUGUCCUGUGGGGUUUGUUUUGAUAGGGUAAAUUUUCUUCCUAGCAGCUGUUUUAGUGCAGUGGUUUGGACUGAGGAUGAGAACAAUGUUGCUAAUACCUGGAUGUUUUAGUUGUUGCUGAGCAGGAUUUUUCAUCUUCUGGUGCCCUGCCAGCUGGGAGGGGGCACAGCCGGGACAGCUGAAACAAAGUGGCCAAAUGGCUGUUCCUUACCACCUGACAUCAUGCUCAGUAUAGAAAUGGGGGAGUUGCCUGGGGUCACCAUGGCUUGGGACACACUGGCCACCCGUCAGCGGGUGGUGAGCAACUGUGUUGUGCAGGGUUUGUUUUGUAUAUUCUUACAUUAUCAUCACUCUCAUUAUUCCCCUCAUCUUGUAACCUAUGUAACUGUCUUUGUCACAUCCCAGGAGUUUUACACAUAUCACUGGAUGAGUCAAAUUUAAGUUUUGUGUGUAUUAUUUAGCUUAAAUAAAUAGGUUUUAAAUAGAAUGCA